Molecule: messenger RNA, 920 nt
Organism: Pocillopora verrucosa
Lineage: Eukaryota; Metazoa; Cnidaria; Anthozoa; Scleractinia; Pocilloporidae
Product: immunoglobulin superfamily member 10-like
Biological process (GO): homophilic cell-cell adhesion
Cellular component (GO): plasma membrane; neuron projection
Source: RefSeq, a predicted model, not a curated record
UGUUCGCCGAAUCGACAUUAAUUCAAUUUGUAGCGGAGUUUCAACCAGAUAUGCACAUUUCUUUGGGAAAAAUUCUUCCAUAUUUCUUCUUUUCAUCGAGCUUAAUACUGAGAUCCAAAGGUGCUGAGCUUCAGGUUACAGUGAAACUUCACGAGAAGUUCUUGCUGGCGUGCACUGCAUCCAGCGAUCCAGAAAAUGUUAAACAUAUCGGUUGGUACCGCUGCUCUAGCAGUGAUUGCGAACACGACUGGGACAAGUUCCUGAUAGCGCAUGUUCAAAAUGUGACAGAGACAAUUGCCGAUAACCCAAAUUUUGAGGUUUACACCAACGGCACCUUAGUUAUUAAGAAGGUACUACCUGUCGAUGAUGGAAAAAUGUUUAUCUGCAUUGCCGAGGAGAGGCACAUAGGGAGAAAAAGGUCUACGACGAUCCUCCAUAUAGGCAAAGUUGCUGAGGUUACAGUAAAAAUUCACGAAAGACUCUUGCUGUCGUGCUCUGCAUCAAGUGGUCCAGAGAAUGUUAAAAAGAUCGAUUGGCACCGCUGCUCCACCUAUGAUUGCAAAAAUGAGUUGCUAAAGACCCAGAUAGCGCGUGUUCAAAACAUGAGAGUGACAAUUCCCUGCCCAAACUUUGAGGUUUACACCAACGGCACCUUAGUUAUCAAGAAAGUACUGCCUGCGGAUGAUGGAAAAUGGUUUAUCUGUAUUGCCCAGAAGACGUUUAUAGGGAACGAUAAUUCUACGACGAUCCUCCAUAUAGCCAAAGAACCCCCACAAUUGAUACAAGAGAGUCCUCCACAGCCUCAGGUCCUUGAAGGAAACGAUCUUCAUUUGGAUGUUCGAGUGCAAGGGUAUCCUUACCCCUGGAUAACUUGGAGCCAUGGUGACCAUCUCCUACAGAAUAAAUCGGUUAAAGAUUAA